UUUCGUUUGUUUUACUAAUGUGCUUAUCUCUUUUCCUUAGCAAUUUCCGAAAUCUUAACAGCCCAAAUUAUCCAAUCCAUUAUGCCAUUUUGUGCUUAACAAACCCACUCACUGAUUUUCGGUCUACUAUACCAGAACUCAAUGUUUCCUUUUCCCACAAACCCCUACUCCACUCUCUCUGGAAAUUCACUAUGGAACUGAGAAACUGUUGUUAAUCUCUGUACCCUUUUCUCUCACUUGAACACACAUCAAUGGCUGCUUCAUUAUCACUAACAAAAUCUCCAUUGCCAUCAAAAUCCUAUCUUGGAAAGACCCUUUUGAGAUUUUCACCCAUUCAAAACCGUCCCACCAUUAUCCAUGCUAGAAAACCCUUACCCAACUCAAAUGGACUCUUAAAGUUCCAUUCUUUUGGCCGUUUCAGACCCCUUCUUGCAAAUUCUCAUUCUCCGAGAGUUUCUUCAGAAGGGUUUCUUGAUACAGCAGAGGAGAAUGAGAAUAUGCCGUCGUUUGAGGAACGGCCACUGAAAUUUGCUUUCUGGGUAUUGUUUUGGGCUUCUUUGUCCUUAGUUUGGUUUGCAACUUCUAAGGAUGCAAAUGCUGCAGCUGAUUCAAUUAAAGCCUCGAGUUUUGGCCUGAAAAUUGCUAAUAAGCUUAGAAGCUCGGGUUGGCCAGAUGAGGCUGUGGUUUUUUCACUUGCAACUCUUCCUCUUCUUGAGCUUCGUGGGGCUAUUCCUGUUGGUUACUGGUUGCAGCUUCAGCCUGUGGUGUUAACCAUAUUAGCAGUUCUUGGGAACAUGGUGCCUGUUCCCUUCAUUAUGCUUUACCUAAAGAAGUUGGCUUCUUUUGCUGCUUCAAGAAAUAAGACCGUGGCUCGAUUUGUCAACAUUCUUUUCGAGAAUGCUAAAGCAAAGGCUGGCCCUAUAGAGGAGUUUCAAUGGCUUGGUCUUAUGCUCUUUGUCGCUGUGCCUUUUCCUGGAACAGGAGCUUGGACUGGAGCCUUCAUAGCCUCUAUCCUUGACAUGCCAUUCUGGUCAGCUCUAUCUGCAAAUUUUGUUGGUGUUGUUUUUGCUGGGCUUCUGGUAAAUUUGUUGGUGAAUCUUGGUCUUAAAUAUGCAAUUAUUACUGGUAUCAUUCUCUUCUUAGUUUCCACAUUCAUGUGGACUAUCCUUAGAAGCAUUAGAAAGUCCUUAAGUUCUUCAAAUUGACAUUGAAUUAGCAUUGUUAUAUUAGUGUAGCUCAACUUCUGAAACUUGAAUUUUGAUUAUUUCUUAUC
This is a messenger RNA of Cannabis sativa, 1273 nucleotides long. RefSeq lists its product as uncharacterized. The coding region runs from base 252 to 1205 and encodes 317 amino acids. Gene Ontology annotation, cellular component: chloroplast. The record is from RefSeq and is a predicted model, not a curated record. Lineage: Eukaryota; Viridiplantae; Streptophyta; Magnoliopsida; Rosales; Cannabaceae. The transcript is spliced from 2 exons.